AGAGAGAGAGAGUUAGAGAAGAAGAAGAACCAAUAUACAGUGUAUGAGUCUCUGUACUUUCACAAGCUUCCAAGCUCCAUCACUGCACUCUUCCAAAUCUUUUAGAAUAUUAUUUUCUUUUCCAUCACUUCAUACCCAAUCAUUAUCACCAAAGGACUCUCUUGUGACUGAGAGGUUUCUUUCUCUCAAGAUUUGAGUAGAGUCUACUACCCUUUCGAUGGAUUACGAGCGAAUCGGAAAGACCCAGGUUACUAGCGGCGACGGCGGCUUUUCUCCGGGGAAGUUAAGAACUAUGCUUCUCGGUGUUGAUAGAAAGAAUAAACAAGAACCUGGGUCAAAUCAAAUUCAUGACCUUGCUGCUAGUGGAUCUGAUGAUUGCAAAGACGUUGAUGUUGUUGUGACUGAGAUUACUGAUUAUUCUACUUCUGCUACGGUUCUUGGAGAUCUUCAUGAUUACGACAAUGUGAAUGAGAUUAAGAGCCUUUCUACUGCAUCAGUGUUUGAGUUUCAAAAGGACAAGGUCACUCCAAGAAUGUCCGUUAGAUCAUUCUCUAAACCGGCUCCGUCUAAAUGGGACGAUGCACAGAAGUGGAUCGCUAGUCCGACAUCUAACCGACCAAAGACAGGACAGGUUCAGGCUCAUGCCUCAAAGAAAGGGCCUAGCUUCGGUCGGCAGUCUUCUAUCAAGAUCGUUGAUGAAGAGCCUGAUACAAAGCGAGUAGAUGUAAGCCAAGUGAAGAAGGAGACAGGAGGACACAAGUUUGUUAGCUGGGAAGUUGAUUCGUAUCUCAAACCUGUUGUAACAUCAGCAACUGAAGUUAAUCUCAGCCGACAUGACUCGUCGAUGGCAACUGCAUUUGCUCAACCGCCUUCGACAGCGAGAUCUGUCUCGAUGAGAGACAUGGGAACCGAGAUGACUCCAAUAGCGAGCCAAGAGCCUUCUAGAAACGGGACACCGAUCAGGGCGACGACGCCGAUACGAAGCCCUGUAACUUCUGCACCUUCGAGUCCAGGGAGAGGAGCGUUGAGUAACGAGGAGUUGUCGGAGAAAGAGAUGCAGAUGAAAACUAGGAGGGAGAUAAUGGUGUUGGGAACACAGCUUGGGAAGUUGAACAUCGCUGCUUGGGCUAGUAAAGAGGAAGAUGCUUCCACGUCACAAACUUCUAAGAGUGUUUCUGAAGCUCGUGCGUCCGCGUGGGAGGAGGCGGAGAAGGCUAAGCACAUGGCUAGGUUCAGACGCGAGGAGAUGAAGAUACAAGCGUGGGAGAAUCAUCAAAAGGCGAAAUCUGAAGCUGAGAUGAGGAAAAUGGAGGUGGAGGUUGAGAGGAUAAAGGGACGAGCGCAAGACCGUUUGAUGAACAAACUAGCUGAGAUUGAGAGGAAAGCAGAGGAGAAACGAGCAGCGGCUGAAGCAAAGAAGAAUCGUGAAGCAGCUAAAACAGAGAAACAAGCUGAACAAAUUCGAAGAACAGGCAAAGUACCUUCAUUGUUAUUCUCUUGUUCUAGCUUUUGUUCUUAGUAACCAUAAAAAAUCAAACAAGAACCAUUGAUGUCUUUCUCUCAGUUUUUGUACAAUAAAAUCUUUGUAAAAGUACCUUUUUUUAUUGCCAUCUAUUCAUCUUAGUUGCUUUUUG
Messenger RNA from Brassica rapa (field mustard), 1634 nucleotides. RefSeq names its product remorin 1.4. The record is from RefSeq and is a predicted model, not a curated record. Lineage: Eukaryota; Viridiplantae; Streptophyta; Magnoliopsida; Brassicales; Brassicaceae.